GUGACAAUAUCGUAUUGUGACUUGAAUAUUGUGUCUUGAAUAUCGUGAUAAUAACGUAUUGUGGCUUAAGUAUCGUGACUUGAAUCUCGUGAUAAUAUCGUAUUGUGACUUGAAUCUUGUGAUUAAAUCGUAUUGUCAACUUCUCAGGACUUUAAGCGUUAGUGUCAGAAGUCAAAGUUAUUGCUUGUGUUUGUUGUUGCCUCCUUCAGGAGGUGAGUCACUGUUUCCAGCUGCUCACCUCACUGUUCCAGGCUCCGCCCACCAUCGCCGUCCCGUUCAUCCAGAGCCUCGGUCCAGCGCUCCUGCGAUUCCUCCAGGACGUGGAGCGGACUCGUCCUCAGACUCCUCAGGAGCUGCAGGAGGUUCUGGACGGAGUGCGGGCCAUGGAGGCUCUAGUCCAGGCUGCGGACGAAUCACAGCGUCCUCAGCUGGUGGCCAUCUUACUCCCGCUCCUCAUUUCCUUCCUGCUGGAUGAAAACACUCUUGGCUCCGCCCCCGCUUCUUCCCGCUCCCUCCAUGAGGCGGCGCUCAAGGACCUAAUGCGGCUCGGCCCCCAGCAUUCCACCGUCUUCAGGUCUCUCAUCAGGUCGUCUCCUCACCUCAAGUCUCGUCUUGAAGCGGCCGUCAGAGGAAACCAGGAGUGUGUGAACGCUAAAGCCAACAGUGCUAACCCUGCGGCCAAGGCGUCCCCUAGCAUCACACUCAAGACCAACUUCCUGUGAGUCCAGACCAACUUCCUAAUGAAGACGAUGUGAGAAGAAGUCUCAUGAAACGGAGAAGUUAACUUUCUCUGUGUGGACAGAAAGGACAGACGGGACACGUGUCCCAGACGUUCACAGCCACUGCACCAUGGACAAGUCUCCACUGUAGUUAACGCUGGUUUAUAAAAAACUCUCAUCAUCUUCUGACCUGUUCUGUUCCUCACACUGUGAUCAAUGACAGGUGUAAUAAAAUAAAUAACACACUA
Messenger RNA from Solea senegalensis (Senegalese sole), 967 nucleotides. RefSeq names its product HEAT repeat-containing protein 5A-like. The record is from RefSeq and is a predicted model, not a curated record. Gene Ontology annotation, cellular component: membrane; endocytic vesicle; Golgi apparatus. Gene Ontology annotation, biological process: intracellular protein localization; retrograde transport, endosome to Golgi; endocytosis. Lineage: Eukaryota; Metazoa; Chordata; Actinopteri; Pleuronectiformes; Soleidae. The coding region runs from base 384 to 722 and encodes 112 amino acids. The transcript has 5 exons.